AUGGCAGCGAGGAGAUUUGCCGGGAGUUUCUUCCUGGUGAAAGUUCGUGACACGCCACUGUACCUUUCUGCCUCAUAUGGGAGAGCUGAUGCUGCAAGAUAUCUUCUUGAUCAUGGUGUUGAUCCACUAGCUGGCAAAGUACACUCACCUCUCCAUGGCGCUGCAAAGGAAGGACAUUGUGAAAUAGUACAACUACUGCUUUCAAAAGGAAUCAAUGUGGAUUUAGAUUCUGCACAAGGGACACCAUUGCAUGCAGCUGCUAUUUCUAAACACCAUGACAUAAUUAAGAUCUUGUUGGAGCACCAUGUCGAUCCUAACAAGGUUUACGGUCUUGGUUAUACCCCAUUGAGUUGGGCCAUCCGUGCCAUCAGGCCCAUGCCUAGAGAGCCGUUGGAAUGUGUCAAGCUACUUGUUAAGGCUGGUGCUGAUAUGAAUUUUAUUGACUUAGAUGGUGGUAGUUACGUGAUGUUGGCAGUGAAGUUUGACUCACCUGGCAUCAUGAAGUUCUUACUAGAUGCUGGUGCUAACCCCAAUAUUCCCGAUGAAUGUGGUAGGACACCAAUUGAAGUUGCUGCCUCUAAAGGCAGUAGGGACAUGGUUGAAAUGCUAUUCCCUUUAACUUCUCCUAUUUGAACGCUGCCGGACUGGAGUAUUGAUGGAAUCAUUUCUCAUGUGAAACACUUUGGUUUGAAGCCGAGGGUGUGUGUUUCAUUCUGUGCUCACUUGCAGUUCCAUAUGUUAUUUAUCAUCACCCUGUAGUUAUGUUCUUUGGCAGUUCUGUCCAUUAGAGUACAAAUAGUUUUAAUUCACGAUUGUUGUAAAUUCCAUUGUGCAAACAAAAAAUUCCAUGCAAAAU
Messenger RNA from Triticum aestivum (bread wheat), 856 nucleotides. Its product is annotated as ankyrin repeat and SOCS box protein 14-like. Lineage: Eukaryota; Viridiplantae; Streptophyta; Magnoliopsida; Poales; Poaceae. The transcript has 6 exons. The coding region runs from base 1 to 633 and encodes 210 amino acids. The record is from RefSeq and is a predicted model, not a curated record. Gene Ontology annotation, molecular function: protein binding.